This is a messenger RNA of Carassius carassius (crucian carp), 784 nucleotides long. RefSeq lists its product as uncharacterized. Bases 40 to 693 code for a protein of 217 amino acids. The record is from RefSeq and is a predicted model, not a curated record. NCBI's taxonomy places the organism in Eukaryota, Metazoa, Chordata, Actinopteri, Cypriniformes, Cyprinidae. The transcript has 2 exons.
CCCUCAGAGUGCUGUUUUGUGUUGACUCACCAUCAGCAGAUGCACAUGACUUCUCUAGCAACAACAGAAGUCAUGGCACACGAAAUUGAGAUGGGCACAAGACAACAAAGCACAAUGAGGGAAUGGCAUUUAUUGAGAAAGCCACGUGUAACCUCCUCUAGAUUCAGAGAAGUUUGCCAUGUGAGAGGGCAGUCCUCAGCGGCGAGUCUAGCGGUGAGAAUUUUGAGGUCAGGCUAUCAGUCUGCAGAAAUGAAGAGGGGCCUUCAGAUGGAGCCCAAAGCUAUUGAGGAAUACUGCUGCAUUCAGGAGGUAAAUCACUACCCUUGUGGUUUUAUCAUCCAACCCGAUGCACCUUGGCUUGGCUCAUCACCAGAUGGGUUGGUGUACGACCCUAAAGCUGAUCCUGUGUUUGGACUGGUAGAAGUGAAGUGCCCAAAUUUGAGAAGCUAUGUGGACUGUGCCUACCUUAGGGUCUCUGGUGGAGUGCUACAGUUCAAACAGUCUCACACUUACUACUGGCAGGUGCAGGGCCAACUUUUCAUUUCCGGGAUGAAGUGGUGUGAUUUUGUUGUGUUUACUGAAGACGACAUGUUCAUACAAAGAAUAUACAGAGAUGAGGGAGUCAUUAAAACAAUGAAGCAAAAGGUUGAUUACUUUUACUUUUACUUUUAUCUUCCAACACUUUUGGCUUGAAACUUUUCAAUCCAUUCAAUCAGUUUCCAUCAAUUUGUACAUAUUUUUUGGCCCAUGUUUUAUUUUGAACUGUUUCCACAAAUGUACUGGA